Theobroma cacao (cacao) is the source of this 759-nucleotide messenger RNA. RefSeq names its product putative protein S-acyltransferase 23. NCBI's taxonomy places the organism in Eukaryota, Viridiplantae, Streptophyta, Magnoliopsida, Malvales, Malvaceae. The record is from RefSeq and is a predicted model, not a curated record. Gene Ontology annotation, cellular component: Golgi membrane. Gene Ontology annotation, biological process: protein palmitoylation. Gene Ontology annotation, molecular function: protein binding; palmitoyltransferase activity.
AUGGGCUUCUUCUUCAGAAAACUGAGCCCUGAAAACCGUAUUGGGUUUGGCAAGCCAAGAAAGAAGGUUCGCAAAAUUGAGGACUGUUCAAGGUCGAGAAUGAUUGAGAUUGUGCUGUGGCACCAUCUUAAUGACAGGGAACAGAAAGAAGAUGGUGCCUCUCUAACUACAUCUGGCGGUAAUGGUUACUACGUCCUUCAAUGGGCUGCUCUCAACAACGUCCCAGAUAUUGCUCAGUACCUUAUAGAGCAUGGUGGAAAUGUGAAUGCAAUUGACAACAACAAGCAGACUGCUUUGCACUGGGCUGCAGUUAGGGGUUCGAUUGCAGUGGCAGAUGUGCUCUUGCGGAAUGGAACACGAGUCGAAGCCACUGACAUCAAUGGUUAUCGGGCAGUUCAUGUUGCCGCUCAGUAUGGGCAAAUGGCUUUCUUAAAUCACAUUGUUGCCAAAUAUCACGCUGAUUAUGAUGCACCUGAUAAUGAUGGAAGGUGCCCACUUCAAUUGGCUGCGUAUAAGAGAUUUGCAGAUACAAUUAGAUUGCUUCUAUUUAGAGAUGCAUCACAAGGGAGACAAGACAAAGAAGGUUGCACUCCAUUGCACUGGGCUGCAAUAAGAGGAAAUGCAGAAGCAUGCACUGUACUCGUGCAUGCAGGCACAAAGCAGGAAUUAGUGGUGAAAGAUAAAGCUGGAUUUACCCCUGUUCAGCUUGCAUAUGAUAAAGUCUAACGCAGCUAGAGCCAAUAGCAAUCGAUUGGUGGA